Paramecium sonneborni is the source of this 502-nucleotide messenger RNA. The record is from the annotation of a GenBank genome assembly. NCBI's taxonomy places the organism in Eukaryota, Ciliophora, Oligohymenophorea, Peniculida, Parameciidae.
AUGGAUAAGUCAAUCUAGAAGAUAUCUGAUCAUAAACAAAUCUUAAAAUACAAUAUUCCAAAUUAAACAAAUGUCAUUCAUCAGCAUGAAUCCUAAAAAAUAAUUCUAUUUAAAAAAAUAAGCUAUUAAAUUCUAUCCAUAAAAGAUUGUAUUAUUAGAUUUAUUCAAUUCUUGUUUUGAUGAAGUUUAUUGAUUAGAGGUUAAAAUACUGAUAAAACUAUUUAAUGAAUUAGGAAAAGAGGACAAGAAAAAUGUUGUAUUUUUUAAUUAUAAGAUUACUUUAAUUUGUUACUAUUUUGUUGAUCAUUACAUUGAAAGUGUUAAAUUAAAUCAAUAAAAUUACAAUCUCAAUUAUGCUUAUGCUUAAUAAAUCAAUAAAAUUUAGCAGAUGUUAAAAUAGAAUAUAUAAAAUAUAUUAUUGAUCACAAAAUAAAAUAAGAUUAGAUAAUAUCAACAAAAAAUAUGGGCAAUUAAUUCUUUGCUCAAAAUUUGCAAAAUCUGA